Messenger RNA from Paracoccidioides lutzii Pb01, 345 nucleotides. RefSeq lists its product as hypothetical. The coding region runs from base 1 to 345 and encodes 114 amino acids. The record is from RefSeq and is a predicted model, not a curated record. The transcript has a single exon.
AUGCCAGGUUUUCAAUGCGCCGGGGGAGCCACAAAACUCCCGUUUGUUUCCCUGAUUGCUCCAGAAAAGCACAGGGAAAUCGCAUCGGUUUUGAUCCGGCUGAGGACAACAUUGAAUGGUAUGGUUCAGCGAACGCAAGAACAUCGGCACAUUUCUGCCCUCGAUGCAUGCUGGCACGAUAAAGGAGAUAAAUGGAGACCACCAUAUGAUAUGCCUUGUUCAGUGCCUCCAACCUGUCUCGCAAGCGUAGGCAUUCUGGGUCCAAUCCACAGAACACGUCGCAACUUCGGAAAAAGGCGGAAGCUGGAAGAGUCAGCAUCAGCAUUAUGGGAUGGGCUGUCAUAG